UAUAUGAAGUGAAGGGACAAGUAUAUGCAACAUCCGCUUGUGAACGCAACUCAAUAAUUGACAUGUUUGUGAUGAGGUGUGAAUCGUAGUAAAAAGUACCGUCUCGUAGAAAUGAAUUCACGUAAAUCCACAGUUCGAUAAAGUUUUGUGAUGUUACAUAUGUGUUAUUGUCUUAUUAACGUAUAAACUCACGAAUACAAUAUAGCAGUGCCUCGUUUAUGUUAAUAUAAAUGUCUGAAAUUCAUUCGUGCAAAUAAACCAACUCCAAUCGGAUCGAAUGGAGUGAUUUCCUUAAUAAAAUAACGAUGCAAACCAACUUGAAAACUAAAGAAAUGUUUAUAGUUCGGGCUUUGGAAAAGAUAUUGGCGGACAAGGACAUCAAACGGUCCUAUCAUAGCCAGCUAAAGAAAUCCUGCGAGGUUGCGUUGGAGGAAAUCAAAACUGAACUUAAAAAUGGAGGGCAAACAGAAACAGCGGAGAGUCCAACAUCUGGUACUCUCCCACUCCCAAAGAAUGAUUCUGCCAAUAUCAUUACAGCCGAGAAGUACUUCCUGCCGUUUGAACUGGCAUGCCAGAGCAAAGCGUCCAGGAUAGUAGUCACUGCUCUAGACUGCCUUCAAAAACUGAUUGCUUACGGCCAUCUUACUGGAAACAUUCCUGAUUCAACCACACCAAGGAAGCUGUUGAUAGACAGAAUAGUUGAGACAAUCUGCAGUUGCUUCACAGGACCUCAAACUGAUGAGGGAGUCCAGCUCCAAAUAAUCAAAGCUCUUCUCACAGUUAUCACAAGUCAACAUGUUGAGGUCCAUGAAGGAACAGUGCUGCUUGCAGUCAGAACAUGCUACAACAUCUAUUUGGCCAGCAAGAAUCUUAUAAAUCAGACCACAGCCAGGGCCACCCUCACACAAAUGCUUAAUGUCAUCUUCACGAAAAUGGAGAACCAAGCAUUGGAAACAGAUAAUACUAAUUCAAUGUCAGAAAUGUCCAAAAUGCCAAAUGGUAAUGUUGUUUCUGAUGAAACUCAGAGCAACCAAGCACAUGAGGAGGAAAAAGAUGCUGAACAGCUUCCAGAGCAGAUAGAUGAAGUGUUAGAAGCUAAAAUAAUUGCUAAGCAAAUUGUAGAUUCAGUUAUAGAUAAUGCUAUAAAUAUUGCUUUUAAAAAGAGUAGUGAAGACUUGCAUAAUGUUCCAGAUAAUAAUGAGAAUCCAUCAGAUUCCCAAGAUAGUGGCAGUGUAUCACAGGAAAGCAAUGGACAGGUGCCCACAGAAGUAUCAAUUACACGGAUACCGUCUCAAGAAAGUGUAGAUGUGGCAUCAGAGAAUGAUAACUCAGUAACAGCCAAAUUCACACAUGUACUUCAGAAAGAUGCAUUUCUUGUCUUUAGAGCUCUCUGCAAGCUAUCAAUGAAACCACUUCCUGAAGGCACACCUGAUCCGAAAUCACAUGAACUCAGGUCUAAAAUACUUUCCCUUCAUCUUCUAUUAUCAAUCUUGCAAAAUGCUGGACCAGUGUUCAGAAAUAAUGAGAUGUUUAUAACAGCCAUCAAACAAUAUCUAUGUGUGGCUUUAUCAAAGAAUGGAGUCAGCUCGGUACCUGAAGUGUUUGAAUUAUCAUUGGCCAUCUUCUUGGCUCUCCUGCAAAACUUCAAAGUUCAUCUCAAGAAGCAAAUUGAGGUGUUUUUCAAAGAAAUUUUCAUGAACAUCUUGGAAACUUCAAGCUCCUCCUUUGAACAUAAAUGGAUGGUCAUCCAGGCUUUGACCAGGAUUUGUGGUGACGCCCAAAGCGUAGUAGAUAUUUAUGUUAAUUACGAUUGCGAUUUGUCUGCGGCGAAUCUCUUCCAGAGAUUAGUGAAUGAUGUUUCGAAAAUCGCCCAAGGCAGACAGGCGUUAGAGUUAGGAGCAACACCAAAUCAAGAAAAAUCCAUGCGUAUCAGAGGCCUCGAAUGUUUAGUUUCAAUUUUAAAAUGUAUGGUGGAGUGGAGCAAGGAACUUUACAUCAAUCCCAACCUACAAACUACUUUAGGAGAGAGAACUGCUAAGGAAGAUUCAGACCACCACAGCAUCAAGUCUCAUGGAGGCUCAAGUCUGAGUCUUGUUUCGACAGGAUCUAGUAAUAUUGGUAAUAGGGAAACAUUGGAUUCUCCAGAGCAAUUUGAAGUCCUAAAACAACAAAAAGAAGUGUGGGAAACGGGAAUCGAACUUUUCAACAGAAAACCUAAAAAAGGAGUUGCUUUCUUGCAAGAACAAACUUUGUUGGGAACAUCAACCAAAGAAAUUGCAGAGUGGUUAUUAACAGAUGAACGACUCGAUAAAACGUUCAUUGGAGAAUACUUAGGUGAAAAUGAUGAUCAUUCCAAGGAAGUUAUGUAUUCCUACGUAGAUUCAAUGAACUUUGCGAAUAUGGACAUCGUGGCAGCUUUACGUUAUUUCUUAGAAGGGUUCCGUUUACCAGGCGAAGCACAGAAAAUUGAUAGGUUGAUGGAAAAAUUCGCGUCACGUUAUUGCGAAUGUAAUCCGACCAACACUUUGUUUACUAGCGCAGACACCGUGUACGUGUUAGCGUUCUCCAUAAUAAUGCUAACGACUGAUUUGCAUUCGCCUCAGGUGAAAAACAAGAUGACUAAGGAACAAUACAUUAAACUGAAUAGCGGCAUAAGCGACAACAAUGAUCUGCCGCGUGAAUAUUUAUCGCAAAUCUAUGACGAAAUCGCCGGUCAUGAGAUUAAAAUGAAGAACACAUCUAAACCAGGAAAACACAUGAUCGCAAACGAAAAGAAACGUAAGUUCAUAUGGAAUAUGGAGAUGGAACAAAUAUCUACAGCUGCAAAGAACUUAAUGGAGUCUGUGUCUCACGUGCAGACGCCUUUUACAACCGCGAAACACGUUGAACAUGUACGGCCUAUGUUCAAAAUGGCUUGGACGCCGUUCCUCGCCGCCUUUUCCGUAGGAUUACAAGAUUGCGAUGAUCCAGAAAUUGCGUCUCUAUGCUUAGACGGAAUAAGGUGCGCCAUUCGAAUCGCUUGCAUAUUCCACAUGUCUUUAGAGAGAGAUGCAUACGUGCAGGCUCUGGCGCGUUUCACACUGCUUACCGCCAACUCGCCCAUCACGGAAAUGAAGGCGAAGAACAUAGACACCAUAAAGACGUUGAUAACAGUAGCGCAUACAGACGGCAACUACUUGGGAUCCAGUUGGCUUGAUGUGGUUAAAUGCAUUUCCCAGUUAGAAUUAGCGCAACUUAUCGGAACGGGUGUUCGCCCACAGUUCUUAUCAGGUUCAGGUAUAAAACCCCAACCUGAUUCGUUGAAGUUCAGUCUGAUGGCUUUAGAUCCGAGCGUCAAAGAGCAUAUCGGGGAGACGAGUUCGCAAAGUGUAGUUGUCGCAGUUGACAGAAUAUUUACCGGCUCUACGCGACUCGACGGUGACGCAAUAGUGGAUUUCGUAAAGGCAUUAUGUCAAGUAUCACUCGAUGAGCUCAGCCACCCGACUAAUCCUCGAAUGUUUUCACUGCAAAAGAUUGUCGAAAUAUCUUACUACAACAUGGGCCGUAUUAGGCUCCAGUGGUCUCGAAUAUGGCAGGUCCUCGGCGACCAUUUCAACAAAGUCGGUUGCAGUAGUAACGAAGACAUCGCGUUCUUUGCUGUUGACUCUCUGAGACAGCUAUCCAUGAAGUUUAUAGAAAAAGGAGAGUUUGCUAAUUUCAAGUUCCAGAAAGAUUUUUUGCGACCAUUCGAGCACAUAAUGAAAAAGAAUAGUUCUCCCACAAUAAGAGACAUGGUCGUAAGAUGUAUCGCUCAAAUGGUGAACUCGCAAGCACCAAACAUAAAGUCUGGUUGGAAGAACAUAUUUUCUGUAUUCCACCUGGCAGCGAGCGAUCAAGACGAAGCCAUCGUUGACUUAGCAUUCCAAACUACAGGAAAAAUAAUCACGGAACUAUAUGAAAGACAAUUCCCCGCAAUGAUAGACUCCUUCCAAGAUGCUGUUAAGUGUCUGUCAGAAUUUGCGUGCAACGCUAAAUUCCCUGACACUUCAAUGGAAGCUAUACGGCUGGUCCGUUCAUGCGCUACUGCGGUAGGCGCCUCGCCUCAGUUAUUUGCUGAACACGCCGGCCUCGAAGGAGAACAGGGCGCGCCAGAAGUAGACAGAGUCUGGCUGAGAGGAUGGUUCCCUCUCCUCUUCUCUCUUUCCUGCGUAGUUAGCCGGUGCAAACUGGAUGUACGCACUCGAGGCCUCACUGUCCUAUUUGAGAUUAUCAAAACCCACGGUGAAUCAUUCCGUCCGCAUUGGUGGAGAGAUCUUUUCAAUAUUCUAUUCAGAAUUUUUGACAAUAUGAAAUUACCCGAGCAUCAGUUGGAGAAGAACGAAUGGAUGACUACAACAUGCAAUCACGCGUUGUACGCCAUCGUCGACGUCUUCACGCAGUAUUUUGACAUUCUAGGCUCUCUACUGCUGGAGCAAUUAUACGCACAGUUGCACUGGUGCGUGCAGCAGGACAACGAGCAGCUUGCCAGGUCGGGCACCAACUGUCUGGAGAAUCUAGUCAUAUCGAACGGAACCAAGUUCAACGAGGACACGUGGAGCAACACGUGUCAGAUUAUGUUGGAUAUAUUCAACAGCACGCUGCCUACUACGCUGCUCACUUGGAAACCUGACGAGAACGAAGAUGGGGAAGCGCCUCACGUCCGUCACGGCAUACUGAAGAAGCCUCAAGGAAGUGAUGAAGUCAAAUCCUCCAAUAGGGUUUUCAAUAGCCUGCUCAUAAAAUGUGUAGUGCAACUCGAAUUGAUCCAGACGAUCGACAAUAUAGUCUUCUAUCCAGCGACAUCGAGAAAGGAAGACGCCGAAACCUUAGCACUAGCCGCCGCGGAACUGAACGGGAGCGUUCCGGGCACUGAACAGGAAUGUCAACGUGAAGAGCAAGGCAUGUACAGGUUGUUGAGUUCACCGCACUUGCUGCGACUCGUGGAAUGCUUGAUGUGCAGUCAUCGAUUCGCCAAGACGUUCAACACCAACCACGCACAGAGGAAUGUGCUGUGGAAGGCAAACUUCAAAGGUUCUGUGAAACCCAAUAUGCUGAAACAAGAGACCCAGUCUCUGGCAUGUGUACUUCGGAUAUUGUUUAAGAUGUACAGCGACGAAGCACGACGUGACCACUGGCCCGCCGUGCAGAAGAGCCUCAUCAGCAUCUGUUGCGAGGCGCUCGAGUACUUCGCGGGGGUCACCAACGAAGCGCACAGGGAUGCCUGGACCUCCAUCCUGCUGUUGAUACUCACCAGAAUACUUAAGAUGCCCGACGAAAGAUUUGCGGCGCAUGUGUCCAGCUACUACCCUCUGCUGUGCGAGAUCACGUGCUUCGACCUGAAGCCCGAGCUGCGCUCCGUGCUGCGCCGCGUCUUCAUCCGCAUAGGACCCGUCUUUAAGAUAGUCACCACGCAAUAAUAAUACAUUAUUUUACACAACAAAUGGCCUUAUAGUUCUGUAGGUUAAAUUAUGACUUGAUGUUAAUGUUAAAAAAAAAAUACAUUUUGUUAAUUCCUUAAAAUUUAAUGUAUUGACAGCAAUCAGUACUUCAGUAGUAUUAAAAGUGAUCUAUUGUAGGAAGUAUUAGUCUUAUAUCUUAUUUAUGUAAAUUAUUAAUUUGAUUAUCAACAGUUGAAAAAAAAAAUUGUAUAUUAUAAAACAAUACGAGUUGUAUCUAUAAAUGAUAAUAGUUUAUUCUGUAUAUUUGAAAGUUUCUACUGUAUGGGAGCUGAAUUCACUCACGGCUGUAUUGCUUGAAGUUUUACUUUGUAGCUAGACUGAUCAGACUGUGAUUGCAAUUUAUUUCACGGCUUUUCCAAUUAUUUUCUAAACAUUUUGAGUGACUUCAGUACUCGCACGCAACUGAAUUAUUAUUCCUUGAAAUAAAAUUAUAAAUUUAA
This is a messenger RNA of Manduca sexta (tobacco hornworm), 5917 nucleotides long. It is a transcript of the gene Sec71, whose product is annotated as brefeldin A-inhibited guanine nucleotide-exchange protein 1. The record is from RefSeq and is a predicted model, not a curated record. Bases 306 to 5435 code for a protein of 1709 amino acids. Gene Ontology annotation, molecular function: guanyl-nucleotide exchange factor activity. Gene Ontology annotation, biological process: regulation of ARF protein signal transduction. Lineage: Eukaryota; Metazoa; Arthropoda; Insecta; Lepidoptera; Sphingidae. The transcript is spliced from 3 exons.